Molecule: messenger RNA, 3983 nt
Organism: Tripterygium wilfordii
Lineage: Eukaryota; Viridiplantae; Streptophyta; Magnoliopsida; Celastrales; Celastraceae
Product: guanine nucleotide exchange factor subunit RIC1-like
Exons: 23
Coding region: 203-3562 (1119 amino acids)
Biological process (GO): intracellular protein transport; retrograde transport, endosome to Golgi
Cellular component (GO): cytosol; Ric1-Rgp1 guanyl-nucleotide exchange factor complex; Golgi membrane
Molecular function (GO): protein binding
Source: RefSeq, a predicted model, not a curated record
GUCAGGUCCGGUGAGAGAUACAUGUCAACAAGAAGAAAAGAGGAGUUAAAAUGAAGGAGAGUCUUUAAUGGAUCUAACUCUCUGUAGUGAUCGACUGUGGAGCAUCAAUUCCAGGAAUGCAUCAGAUCUCUCUUCCUUACUCCUCUGUUUCUCGCUUUCUCUAUAGAUCUUGAACCGAACAGACUCAUCGAAGCGAAUUGAGAUGUAUACGGCAUAUGGAUGGCCGCAGGUGAUCCCGCUGGAGAUUGGGCUUUUCCCCUCGACGCAGCAGAUAAUAUACCUAAAAGUUCUCAAUCGUCUAUUGCUCGUCGUCUCCCCCUCUCACCUCGAGCUUUGGAGCUCUCACCAGCAUAAAGUGAGGUUGGGGAAGUACAAGAGGGAUGUGGCUUCUGUGGAGAAGGAGGGUGAGAAUAUACAGGCUGUGUGGAGCCCCGAUGGCAAGUUGAUUGCAGUUCUUACUUCGUCUUUCUAUCUUCACAUAUUGAAGGUCCAGUUCACCGAAAAAAGAAUACAAAUUGGAGGGAAGCAGCCAUCUGCUUUGUAUCUUGCUACUAUAUCGCUUCUUCUUAAUGAGCAGGUGCCAUUUGCGGAAAAGGACUUGAAAGUGAGCAAUAUUGUGAGUGACAACAAAUACAUGCUUCUUGGACUUUCCAAUGGAUCUUUAUAUAGCAUCUCCUGGAAAGGGGAGUUCUAUGGGGCUUUUGAACUUGAUCCUUAUCCAUUUGCUGCAUUACCAAAUUCUUUUGGUAAUGGCAUUGCUUCCAUUGGGGCUCCUGUAGAUUUCUUAGCUGAAAAUAAUAUUUCUUGGAAGUCGGCUAUCUCACACCUGGAACUUUGCUUCCCACUAAGGUUGCUGUUUGUGUUAUAUUCUGACGGGAAACUUGUGUCAUGCUCUGUAAGCAAGAAGGGCUUGAAGCAAGCUGAAUCAAUUAAAGCUGAAAAGAAGUUGGGUUGUGGUGAUGCUGUAUGUGCCUCAGUAGCAUCAGAGCAACAGAUCCUUGCUGUUGGUACCAUAAGAGGAAUUGUUGAGUUGUAUGACCUGGCGGAAUCUGCAUCACUUAUUCGUUCUGUGUCUUUGUAUGACUGGGGAUAUUCAAUGGAUGAUACUGGUCCUGUCAGUUGUAUUGCAUGGACGCCUGAUAACUCUGCUUUUGCUGUUGGGUGGAAAUUGAGAGGACUUACAGUAUGGUCUGUCUCUGGUUGCCGUUUGAUGUCAACAAUCCGUCAAAUUGGUUUGAGUUCUGUGUCUUCUCCAAUGGUUAAGCCUAACCAGGAUUGUAGAUAUGAACCGUUGAUGACUGGGACCUCACGGAUGCAGUGGGACGAGUAUGGAUAUAGGCUUUACACUAUUGAAGAAGGAUCUUCAGAGAGAAUUAUUGCAUUUUCCUUCGGGAAAUGCUGUCUUAACAGAGGAGUUUCCGGCAUGACUUAUGUCCGUCAAGUGAUUUAUGGCGAAGAUCGGCUGCUUGUUGUGCAAUCUGAAGAUACUGAUGAACUCAAAAUUCUCCAUUUAAACCUUCCAGUUUCAUAUAUAUCCCAAAAUUGGCCAGUUCAGCAUGUGGCAGCUAGCAAGGAUGGAAUGUACUUAGCUGUUGCCGGUCUCCAUGGUUUGAUCUUGUAUGAUAUACGGUUGAAAAAAUGGAGAGUUUUUGGAGAUAUUACUCAGGAACAAAAGAUUCAAUGCAAAGGUUUAUUAUGGCUGGGGAAGAUUAUUGUCGUCUGUAACUACAUUGAUUCUUCAAACACAUAUGAAUUACUUUUCUAUCCAAGAUAUCACCUUGAUCAGAGUUCUUUGCUCUGUCGAAAACCUUUGCUUGCUAAACCCAUGGUGAUGGAUGUUUAUCAAGAUUACAUACUCGUCACGUAUCAUCCUUUUGAUGUCCACAUAUACCUUGUAAAAAUAAUUGGUGAACUGACGCCUUCAAGUACUCCAGAGCUGCAGCUUUCUACAGUACGAGAACUCUCAAUCAUGACUGCGAAGAGCCAUCCUUCAGCGAUGCGCUUUAUCCCUGAUCAGAUUCGCGGGGAGUGUGCCUCAAUCAAUCAUAACUUCUCUUCCUCAGAUUUUUCUUUCAGAGAGCCUACCAGAUGUUUGAUCUUGAGGGUGAAUGGUGAUCUUUCACUUCUGGAUCUGGGUGAUGGACGUGAGAGGGAACUCACUGAUUCUGUGGAAUUAUUUUGGGUUACUUGCGGUCAAUCAGAGGAGAUGACAAGUCUAAUUGAGGAAGUUUCAUGGUUAGAUUAUGGCCACAGAGGGAUGCAGGUCUGGUAUCCAUCUCCGGGUGUUGAGUCAUUUAAACAAGAAGAUUUCUUGCAGCUGGACCCAGAGCUGGAAUUUGACCGUGAGGUGUACCCACUGGGCCUUCUUCCAAAUGCUGGUGUUGUUGUUGGUGUUUCCCAGCGAAUGUCCUUUUCAGCAUGUACAGAGUUUCCAUGUUUUGAGGCAUCCCCUCAAGCUCAAACUAUACUCCAUUGCCUACUCCGGCACCUUCUUCAGAGAGACAAAAAAGAGGAGGCGUUACGUUUGGCACAAAUGUCAGCAGAAAAGCCUCAUUUUUCCCAUUGUUUGGAGUGGCUUCUUUUUACUGUCUUUGAAGCUGAAAUUUCCAGGCAAAAUUUAAGCAAGAACCAAGCAUCUGUCCCUAAGCAUGCAGCCAUUUCUCUUUUGGAGAAGACCUGUGACUUGAUCAGAAAUUUUGCUGAGUAUCUUGACGUGGUUGUGAGUGUGGCAAGAAAAACAGAUGGUCGACAUUGGGCAGAUUUGUUUUCGGCCGCUGGAAGAUCAACAGAGUUGUUUGAGGAAUGCUUUCAACGAAGGUGGUAUCGUACAGCAGCUUGCUAUAUACUUGUUAUUGCUAAACUUGAAGGUCCUGCUGUCAGUCAGUACUGCGCUUUGCGUUUAUUGCAGGCAACACUUGAUGAGUCUUUAUAUGAACUUGCUGGAGAGCUGGUUCGAUUCUUACUGAGAUCUGGAAGAGACUAUGAGCAGACUUCGACAGAUUCAGACAAGCUAUCUCCAAGAUUCUUGGGUUAUUUUCUUUUUCGGUCUAGUUACAGGAAGCCAUCCUUGGAUAACAGCAGUCCCUCAUUCAAAGACCAGAGUGCUCAUGUUGCUUCGGUUAAGAAUAUUUUAGAGAGCCAUGCUAGCUAUUUGAUGUCAGGGAAAGAACUUUCCAAGCUUGUUGCAUUUGUAAAAGGCACUCAGUUUGAUUUGGUGGACUAUCUUCAUCGAGAAAGAUAUGGCUCUGCUCGGUUGGAGAAUUUUGCGUCGGGACUGGAACUAAUAGCUCAAAAGCUUCAAAUGGGUACACUGCAGAGCCGGUUGGAUGCAGAAUUCCUGCUGGCUCAUAUGUGCUCUGUCAAGUUCAAGGAGUGGAUAGUUGUCCUGGCCACUCUACUACGACGAUCUGAGGUUCUUUUUGAUCUUUUCCACCAUGACAUGCGGUUAUGGGAGGCUUACAGCCUCACCUUGCAGUCACAUUCGCAAUUCACUGAGUACCAUGAUCUGCUUGGAGCCUUGGAAGAGAGACUUUUACCCAACUCAAAUUUUGAAGAAACGUGAAGGCAGGUUUGGCUGUCAAACAAAUGAAUCAAGUUUUGCAAUAGGUUGUGCCAAUCGAAGUAAGUUUUCAUCGGGUGAAAAUCUCCUUUGCUGGAUACGGAUUCGAGUCCAAUCAAGUACAAGUAAAUGAACAUUUAAUUAUUCAAUUGAGUGAACAAAGAGUGCUAGCAACUGCGUUAUCAGAAUAUUUUCGGUAGCGGACUCAAUUUAAUUACUUUCCUAACCAGAAGCCCAAAUUUAGUAUUGUACAUGAAGGUUAAAAGUUCUAGUUUUUGGUGUUGGGAUGCGGCGUAAUACGCACAGUAACUGCUCUAGGGCACUCUAGAUUUUCAAAUUUUGUACGAUGCUUGUACCUUUUGGUUGUACAAAUAAAGAUGAAAUUUUCUGAGUGAAUUAUAUCUUCAGUGCACGUUUUCAAGUU